Messenger RNA from Diachasma alloeum, 1505 nucleotides. It is a transcript of the gene RpL4, whose product is annotated as 60S ribosomal protein L4. NCBI's taxonomy places the organism in Eukaryota, Metazoa, Arthropoda, Insecta, Hymenoptera, Braconidae. The transcript has 7 exons. The coding region runs from base 106 to 1398 and encodes 430 amino acids. Gene Ontology annotation, cellular component: ribosome; cytosolic large ribosomal subunit. Gene Ontology annotation, biological process: translation. The record is from RefSeq and is a predicted model, not a curated record. Gene Ontology annotation, molecular function: RNA binding; structural constituent of ribosome.
CGCGGUUUCCGCUUACGUUCUUCUUCCUUUACGGCCAGGCAAGGCGAGCAAGCUGCCUGGUGAGAAUUGCGUUGAUACGCAGAAAGUGGUAAAAAAGCCACGAAAAUGUCGCUCUCAACAGCGCGACCUCUCGUUUCAGUGUACUCUGAGAAGAGUGAGGCAACUGAGGAGACGGUGUCUCUGCCCUCAGUCUUCAAAGCACCAAUUCGUCCCGAUGUCGUGAACUUCGUUCACCAGCAGGUGUCCAAGAACAGCAGGCAGGCAUACUGCGUGUCCAAGGAGGCUGGUCAUCAAACCUCCGCCGAAUCAUGGGGUACUGGACGUGCUGUCGCUCGUAUUCCACGUGUACGUGGUGGUGGUACUCAUCGCUCCGGACAGGGAGCCUUUGGAAACAUGUGUCGUGGUGGACGCAUGUUCGCACCAACUAAACCAUACAGACGCUGGCAUCGUCGUGUCAAUGUCAACCAGAAGCGUUAUGCCAUUGUCUCGGCUAUCGCUGCCUCUGGAGUCCCCGCACUCGUCCAAUCCAAAGGACACAUGAUCCAAGAUGUCCCAGAGUUCCCACUGGUCGUCUCCGACACCAUCCAGGAGUACAAAAAGACCAAACAGGCUGUUGUCUUCCUCCGUCGCAUCAAGGCCUGGAAUGACAUCCAGAAGGUGUACAAGUCCCAGCGUUUCCGUGCUGGUAAGGGUAAGAUGCGUAAUCGUCGUCGCAUUCAGCGUCGUGGACCCCUGAUCGUCUACGGUGCUGACAAGGGUAUUCGCAAGGCCUUCCGCAACAUUCCCGGAGUCGACUUGAUGAACAUCAACAAGAUGAACCUCUUGAAGCUUGCCCCUGGUGGUCACGUCGGUCGUUUCGUCAUCUGGACCAAAUCUGCCUUCGAGAAACUCGACGCCCUGUACGGCACGUGGCGCAAGGAGUCCAAACUCAAGGCUGGGUACAACCUACCCUUCCCCAAGAUGGCCAACACCGAUCUUGCAAGGCUCCUCAAGUCCGACGAGAUUCGCAAAGUCCUCAGGGCGCCAAGGAAGCAGGUCGUUCGUUCAGUCAAGAAACUGAACCCACUCUCCAACACCAGAGCCAUGCUGAAACUCAAUCCUUACGCCGCUGUCCUCAAGAGGUCAGCCAUCCUGACAGCUCGCAGACGUCAGAGAGAGCGUGAGCUCGCAAUUGCUGCCAAGCGUGGUGUGGAGCUGCCAGCAGACUCCCCAGCUGUGAAGACAAAGAAGCUCCUGGAGAGGCGAGGUAAGCAGAUGCUCAAGGCGAAAGCGAGCAAACCGAAAAAGGCCAAGGCCCCCAAGAAAGCAAGUUCAGCUCCAUCGAAAGCAGCCAAGCCAGCUCCAGCAAAGGCACCAGCUGCCCCCAAGGCCGCUGCCAAAGCAGCCCCCAAGAAGUAAAAACAAUCUUGAACAACUGAGAUAAGAAAAUAAAAAAGUUAUACAAAAAACGAUCCAGUUUGUCGGUUCGAUUUAUUUUUACUUUUAAAUAAAACGAGGGAAGAGCA